GUGUGUAUUUCCACGAGCAAAAAAAGAAGGAAUUAGAAACUUUGGUACAAAAGAGAAAACAAGCCCAGUUUAUUAAAGAUGGGACCACAGAGAUUGGCAUGCCAUCAACUCAAUCAACAGGUCUUCUCGGGGCUUGCUGUUAUGAUUCAAGGUCCAAGCGUUCUAAAGGGAAACCGUAUGAUAGAAAAGUGCGUCUUUGUCUGAAAGACCAGAGUGGUGAGGACCACGCUGGGGAAACAUCUACUUCCUGUUUGCCAGGUCACUCCAAAACAUUGUACCAGCACUCAGGUCCCUUAAUCCACUCUCGCAUACUUAAACAGGUGUUCAGGGAUGACAAAACAGAGCCUAGCACAAGGACUGUCAGUCCUUAUGUCAGUAAAAACAGGUCGAAAACUCUCGCAUCUAACCAGUGUGGAGAGGGUACUGAUGGGAGGGGCAGGCUGUCAGAUCUUAACUUUAUUACAAGGAGCAAUAACGUCGACCAUACCGAGCCUCAGGUUUUAUCCAGAUCUCCUGUUUCUAUGGUAACAGCUCCACCCCCACCUCCACCUCUUGAAUCCAGCGUGGCACGAAAUGACCGUUUUAAAACUAAAGGAAGGACAAAAUGUACUCCAGCUGAAGAAGAGAGGAUGGCAGAGACUAGGCUCAAGACAGAACAGUACCUGAGGUUGACAGAAUCUGGCUGGAAGAAGGACAGAGGUGGAAACUGGGUCAGAGAUGAAGAUGUGGAGUUUGACUCUGAUGAGGAAACACCAACACUGUAGUAAUGAUCUACCAAAUAAGAUAGAUUAUUAAAAGAAUCGUUGGAACAGCUGGUACAUGGAUUUAUCAGAAUAUGAGCAAAAAAAGGCUAUCAGGGAUUCUAUUUUGAAAGUAUUUCAGUCCCAUUUCAAAUCACAAGAAGACGAGAAGCUGGAUCUUGUAACGGUGAACCAUUGUGUUAAACCAUGUAGGCCAGGAAGUACUUUGAGCAGCAUGAGUGACAGCGACUCCCCUAAACAGUUCAGUGGGAAAUUUAAGAAAAAAAGGAGAUGCUCAGGGAGGAAUAAAGCAAAAGCAAAUAUGGCAUCAAAGGCAACUAAAACAGAAAAACUUCUCCAAAACAUGAAAGCACCUCAUAAGGUCAUAAUUAUGAAAGAUGCAGAUAUGGGACAGAAAAAUCAGACGUUAUCUGUUGUCACAAGUAAUAGGUUAACUGCACGGCUUGGGCUGUUCAGUAAAGGAAGAAAAUCUUUUACCGUGAACAGAGUCCGAGGUCCAAUCAAAACAGUCACACCAGAGGCUGUGAGAAAACAAGCACAAGAAGAUAUAAAGAAGAUUUUGAAUGACAGUUGUGCUGAUGAUGAGACCCAGGACCAUGAGCAGUUUUUGCUGAGUGACAAAGAAAACACUAGCUUUGUCAGCUCUGCAUGUGGUAAGACAGUGACAAGUGAUAACGGGAUGCAUAGAUGUGUUGUCACUCCAGGAUCCAGUCUAGGGAUCAGCGCACACAGCAUUGCAUCUGUGUCCUGCAAAUCUACACCUUGUGUUUCAAUACCGGUAACGGAGGAAUUUCCUGAGUCUCCACCUCUAGACAUAAUAGCUAGGACAUUAUUGUCUGACCUUAAGGCCUCACGAUGGUUUCCAGGCACAAGCUACUUACAAGAAUUACAAGAUGAUCUAAGUAAAUUAAUGAAGCAGAAUUGCUCUAACUCUGAGAAUCAGACCCCACCUACAGUAAGACCCUUCCGUGGAACAAUCAAGUCAGUGACUGUCAAGAGAUCUCUGAUGCAGAGCCUUCUGUCGGCAGAUCCCACUGCAGGGGACACAUCUGCGCUAAAGGCCCCUCAAUGUACCGAAGUGAACAUGGAAACGGACCAUCAACCUCAUUUGCACAUCCCCACCAACUGCAACCCUCAGUGUGUGCAGGCAGACAUGAAUCUGAUCACAGAGUCACAAGACAUUCACCAGUACUUUGAUGCUAAAAGUUUACUGUCCCACAAUGACUCGCUGAUUGCAUCCCGAUCACACCACAACACUGGUUUAGAGCGAUCAGGACAAAAUGUGGAUAUUUCUGGACAUGGGUUGCCUCCCCUACGAGUUACCUCGGACAUGCUUAAUGACCUGAGUCAGGAUAUGGCUAACCGCUCAUCCCAGUCCUCAGGGUGUCACAGUCACCACCUGCACCCUUCUCUUCUUCAUGGGGCAUCGAGGCCCCAGUUCGCCUCAGCUACUGUCUCUUCCAUGGGACAUACAGCUUGGGAAAACACAGGGCCACAACAGGCUGUUAUAACCAAACUGAACGAGCACCCAGAGUACAUGCCACAGUUCCACGGGGAUUAUUACAAGGACUGGUUAGACAGGUGGCCAGAUGCCUCUCUUCAUCAUCAUCAUCCACUCCAGCAUGAGACAAUGGACAUUCUAGAGAUGGUUGACCAUAGCCAGUCCAGUGCAACAACACUGAAGACCUCCUCCCAGCCAAGCAGGAUGAUGUGUGAUAGUCCAGACUUAAAUUCAUCUCCCCUCUAUCUCCCUCCCACCCAGAUUCUCCCUCUCAAACCCUCACUAUCCACCCCAAGUCCUCCUGACAGACUUUACCCACGACGACUUUACUGAAUCUCUCAAUUCCAGUUGCAUGCAUCUGUUCUUCACCAAUAACAGUUUUUAAUGAAAGGAAUAGACUUUGUAUAGCAUAUCGUCAUGCUAAUCCUCUUAUCUAUUCCACGUACAUGUAUUCACUUCCUCCUCUCAGAUAUCCAGCACAGUGCUGUUAAUGUCUAAAUAUUUUUCACUCAUAUUACAAAAAUUGCACAAGAAUUUGUCAAUUGUAUAUAACACUUUUAUUUAUAAUACAUAAAUACA
Liolophura sinensis is the source of this 2841-nucleotide messenger RNA. RefSeq lists its product as uncharacterized. Bases 820 to 2595 code for a protein of 591 amino acids. The record is from RefSeq and is a predicted model, not a curated record. NCBI's taxonomy places the organism in Eukaryota, Metazoa, Mollusca, Polyplacophora, Chitonida, Chitonidae. The transcript is spliced from 17 exons.